AUGUCAGUUAAUUAUUUUCAAGACAUGCAACCAGCAAAUGCUAAUGUAAUGCAGCAGAGAUUUAAAACGAAUGCACCACAGCAUGGUUUUUUUAAAGAUGAUCAGUUCGUAGAUUCGUUCUCAGCAAAUGCAUCUUUUGGACUUGGUUCUACACCAGCAACAUUGUCUAGACCAGCCAGUGAAAACGCAUCCUCACCACGAAAGUCGCAUGAUCCGAUGGCUAGCGCGUCUAUUGGCAUCACCGAUUUGGUUGCAAAAAUACUUAUAAGUCAUCCAUGUACAGUUUUGAGAAGGCAGUGUCAGGUUCAUCAGUUCGCCAGAUCACUUCAUCUUACGCCCUUUACUUUAAUUCCUGUCGUUUAUAAAAUAGUUAGCUGCGAAGGACUUUUGACUUUAUGGAAAGGCGUUAUUGGUUCAAGUAUUAUCAGGGGUUUAUCUAUUGCUGGAGAAAUAUUGCUGGCCGAUAUAUUUGGUUUUCCACGGCAUUAUGUAAAACAUGGAACCGUUAAGAAAUAUUUUCACCAUCUGAUAUUAAAAGCCUCAACUGCAGUUUGCAUGACUCCAUUUAUUGUUUCAGCAUUCAUCGAAACUGUCAGGAGCGAAAGUGGUCGCUACGAUGAUUUCCGUGUAAUGGAUGUAAUAAAUAAUGGAAUAAGUCGUUUGCGACUUGAUUUUAUCGGCCCAAGAGAUAACAGCAAACGUUUCUCAUUGUUCUAUCUUUUAAUACCGACAACUUGUUUAUUUACGUCGCACUAUUUGAUAACGAUCAGUAUCCAUGACUGGAUAUAUGUUUUGGCCAGACGAUAUGUUAAUCGGAAGCCGUUACAUGAGAAAACUGUUUUUGAUCAAUAUUUUCCGCAGAUAUUUGCAACUUUGACAUCACAAAUGCUUGCUGAUUUUGCACUAUACCCAUUCGAAACAGUAGUUCAUCGUCUUUAUAUUCAGGGAACACGAACAUUAAUCGAUAAUCUUGAUACUGGUGUCACGGCUAUCUCAAUAACAGCAAAAUAUGUUGGAUUUUUCGACUGUUUCAGGACAAUCAUAAAUCGAGAAAGCUUCUGGUCUCUUUAUGCGGGUGUUGGAGCACUUGGUUUACAGUAUGUCUUGCACUUAUGUUUGCUUCGCUUUAUUCGAACAAUGGUUAAAUACGGAAAUCGGGCAAUUAAUGCGCAACAACAAGAGGGUAUUGUGAUUAGCAGUACAUCAUCUCAUCAAUUGACGCCUCUGCAAUUCGAUUUAGAGACUUCUAGUAAUGCCAUGACUGAAUUAUCUGCACCUCUUACAGAGAGUAUCUCUUUUAAUUCUAGAGCAAGAUUUCCGGCUUUUGGACAAACGAUCAGUACGUUUGGACGUACUUCACCGCCACUAUUUGCUUCUUCAGCAUCAAAUAUCCCCGUGAAUUGGUCACCUGCGUUUUAUCCGGACACAAGCACCAAUGAUUAG
Messenger RNA from Cercopithifilaria johnstoni, 1443 nucleotides. NCBI's taxonomy places the organism in Eukaryota, Metazoa, Nematoda, Chromadorea, Rhabditida, Onchocercidae. The record is from the annotation of a GenBank genome assembly.